GAAACAAAGUCGACGGCGCGAUCCAUUUAUUUUUCAACUUUCACUCAACUCAUCAGAUGUUCUGAUAUUUAAAGGUUUUUACGAAAUUUGCUGGUCAUAAAUUAUUACCAAUUUCAUCCUAUUCAGGGAAUCCGUCAUUUGACCUGACUUGACCUCGCUAAUCAUGGAAACGUGCACAUUUUGCGGAGGUCAUGACCCCUGCGUCGUCCCUUCCCCGGAAAACGGGGCUCUUUCGUCCUACUCGGCCUCCUGCGUGACCUCUCUGCUCACCGUGUUCCACAUCGACGCCGCCGACCCCGUCGCCGCACACCUCGCGACGGCCGCGCUCACUUGCGCGGACUGCCUCCAACUCACGCGCGACAUCGACUUGGAGUUAAGAUCGCUGCUCAAAUUCCUCAAAAAUCUGGACCUUCUCCGAUCCCGGUUGGCCAGGAGGGUCAAACGCGCGGCGAAAAAGUCUAAAUCUUCCGCGACCCGUGACCUCAACGAGAGAAUUCAGCAAGAAAUUCCCCUCGUUAACCAAGCUUUUGAAACGUUCUCUAAUCUACUCCGGAUUAAAAAACGUGCCAAUAACGAGCCCCACAAGAAGCGGGGAGAGAAUUGCAAAGUCGAGUUCGCCACCACGAUCAAAAGCCCGGAGACAAUUUGUAAACAGGAAAUGCUCGUGUUGCCCGAAAUUAAGGACGAACCCUUGUCCGACCAGGAAUCCGAGACGAACGUCAGCCACGAAAUGAUAACCAAUCUCCCCGAUAACUUAAGUUUGGAUGAUUUCAUUCCCCCCGAUUCGGACCAGGAAGAAGAAUCCUCUGAAAAUGCGGGUGAUGAUUUCAACCCGGGUGAAAUCUCGUCAGAUUCCGAUCCCGAGUGGGAAGGUGAAGAGCAGCCGAAAAAGCAACGGAAAAAGAGAGAUCUCUCCACCCCCACCAAAUCCCCCCGAAAACCUCGCCGCACUCUCUCCUCAAAACCCCCUAAAAAACCCAAACCCUCCCCUAAACCCAAACCCCACACGUGUCCCACCUGCCUCAAAACCUACUCGACCCUCCUCUCCCUCGAAAAGCACGUGUACCUCGUCCACCCCACCACGAACACGCCUUCGCCCUUCACCUGCUCCAUCUGCGCCCUCCCCUUCCCCUCGCAACCCGACCUGGACACCCACAUCGCCACCCAUCUCACCAACCCCACCCCGUUCCAGUGCACCCUGUGCGACGCGGUGCUUUCAAACUCCUCCCAGCUCAAGACGCACCUUUCCACCGUGCACAAAAUGGGGAAACGGUCGCUCCCCUGUGGCACGUGUGGCGCCCUCUUUUCCCGCCAUGCCUCCCUCCUCGUGCACCAGAAGAUCCACUCGGACUCCUUUGUCGGGCAUGAGUGCACCGUUUGCGGGUUGCGGUGCAUGUCCAAAGCCGUGCUGGCCGUGCACAUGGGCAAACACGCGACCACGAAGCAGUUCGUGUGCGAAGUUUGCGGAAAAAGUUUUACGUAUCAGAAGGGGCUCAGAUUACACAGCAGGGAGCACGUGGAGGGGGAGGACCUGCUGAAGACGGAGUGUCGCCUUUGUGGGAAGAGGUUUAAGACGAAUAGUCAGCUCUACAGGCACGAGGAAACGCACGUGGGCACGUUGCAGCAUGCUUGUCAAUAUUGUGGGAAGCGGUUUAAAACGUCGAAUAAUAUAAGGCAGCAUGAAAAUUAUUAUUGUGCGGGGGGACCGAGAAGGAAGAGUGGGGGGAAGGCGGCGGAGGGGAGGGUGGGGAAUUUAGUUGAUUUGUGAUGGAUGGAGGCCUAAUCCUACAAAAACUUAAUGGGUUUCUACGAGUAAACUUUGUCGUUUUUUAUUUAGAUAUAAAUUUAUUAAAAAUAAAAUCCUUCAUGUUUUUUUUAAUUUUAGAAUUUUAUUAACUUAUGUAUAAUGUUUAUUUAGUAGUUGAAUUUUAGUCGAUGUGCGUUUUUCUUGUGGCAUGAACGUUGAACUUAAAUUUUGAAAGGUACAUACGAUGGAAGUUAUGUGUGGUGUGAAGAAUUUUUAGACUAUGGAUUUUUAGAAACUUCUGCGAGUACGUAACGUAAAUAUAAAUUUCAAUUAAAGUAGUCAAUAAAUAUGUACAUUAAAUCAU
Messenger RNA from Folsomia candida, 2111 nucleotides. RefSeq names its product zinc finger protein interacting with ribonucleoprotein K. Bases 164 to 1768 code for a protein of 534 amino acids. Gene Ontology annotation, molecular function: RNA polymerase II cis-regulatory region sequence-specific DNA binding; DNA-binding transcription factor activity. NCBI's taxonomy places the organism in Eukaryota, Metazoa, Arthropoda, Collembola, Entomobryomorpha, Isotomidae. Gene Ontology annotation, biological process: regulation of transcription by RNA polymerase II. The transcript has 5 exons. The record is from RefSeq and is a predicted model, not a curated record.